AUGGCUAUUGUCGACGCGAUGAAGGAGGACACCACGGUUAUCUCGUCGGCUGAGCAGCCCAAGAACGAUUUGUACUCCCACGAUGGGGACAAGGAUCUCGACGAGGACUUCGGCGUGCCGGAACGGUACAGAGGUACCGCAGACGACAAGAGGGAGAUGAGCAUGUUGGGGAAGAAACAAGUCCUUCGAAGAAACUUUCGCUUCGUCACUAUGGUCGGCUUUGCCAGUACUGUGAUGGCGAGUUGGGAGAUCCUCCUGCCGCUGUUUUCCUUCGUUUUGACCGAUGGCGGCACCGCUGAUCUCUUCUGGGGAUUUAUCGUGGUGGGAACGGGACAAACGCUCGUCUAUGCCAGUAUCGCAGAGGUAGCAUCCAUGUCUCCUACCGCCGGUGGGCAGUAUCACUGGGUCUCAGAGCUCGCCCCUCCAAGGAUACAAAAGAUGCUCAGCUAUCUCGUUGGUUGGUUGGCAGCCAUUGGGUGGCAGGUCUACCUGGCUGGUGUCGCCUUCAUGGUCGGCAGUGUCAUCCAGGGCCUGAUUGCGCUGAACGUCGAGGGCUACGUGUGGCAUGCCUACCACGGAACCCUCCUUUCAAUUGCGGCCAUCGUUUUCUCCAUCGCUUUCAACACUUUCUUGGCCCCUCAUCUGCCUUUGAUCGAGGGUACCGUUCUGAUUUUGCACCUGGCUGGCCUCUUCGCCAUCAUUAUCCCCCUCUGGGUUAUGGCUCCUCGGGCAAAUGCGCACGACGCCCUGCUCGUCUUCACGAACUUCGGUGGCUGGUCCACCACUGGCCUGUCCGCCAUGAUCGGCUUGACGACUCCGCUGAGUGUGCUCAUUGGAUACGAUUGUUCAGUCCAUAUGUCUGAGGAGAUCCGAGACGCCUCGAUUACCCUGCCCAAGGCCAUCAUGUGGUCGGUCGUCAUCAACGCGGUGCUGGGCUUCAUUAUGGCCAUCACUCUGAUCUUCACCUUGGGCGAUAUCGACAGUCUGUUUGCCUCGGUGACCCGCCAACCGUUCAUCCAGCUGUUCUACAAUGCCACCCAAAGCUACGGCGGGACCAAUGCCAUGACUGCCAUCGUCAUCAUUCUCCUCGCGGCCUGCUGUACCAGCGAGGUGGCCACGGCGUCUCGACAGCUGUGGUCUUUUGCCCGAGACCAAGGCUUGCCUGGAUCCGCCUGGCUCUCACAGGUCACUCCCGGCUGGAACAUCCCUCUUCACGCCGUCUUUGUCUCCCUGAUCGUGAGCUCCCUGCUUGCGUGCAUCAACCUAGGCUCUUCCGUUGCCUUGAACGCCAUUAACUCGCUCGGUGGUGUCUCGAUCCUCACCUCCUACUUCAUCACCAUCAGCUGCCUGAUCUACCGACGGCUCACAGGCCCGCCGCUUCCUCAUCGACGAUGGUCCCUGGGCAAAUACGGCCUGUGGAUCAACAUCGCGGCUCUGCUCUACUUGAUGCCGCUUUGGUUCUUCGCCUUCUGGCCUCUCGCCACCCCAGUCACGGCCGCGAACAUGAACUGGUCGUCGACCAUGUUUGGGGGCGUCAUGAUCAUCGCAGCGUUAUACUACUACUUCAAGGCUCGACACGUCUACGUCGGACCUGUGGUCUUUGUCAAACGCGACCUCUGA
Molecule: messenger RNA, 1620 nt
Organism: Cladophialophora yegresii CBS 114405
Lineage: Eukaryota; Fungi; Ascomycota; Eurotiomycetes; Chaetothyriales; Herpotrichiellaceae
Exons: 7
Coding region: 1-1620 (539 amino acids)
Biological process (GO): transmembrane transport
Cellular component (GO): membrane
Molecular function (GO): transmembrane transporter activity
Source: RefSeq, a predicted model, not a curated record